CUUCUUCAAAGUUCAAAUCUCUCUCUCUCUCUCUCUCUCGCGAAAGGUAGCCGUUCCUUCACUCCAACAUCAAAGCGAGGAGCUUCACUGGUGUUUGAACCUGUAUUUUAUGUUCCAUUUUCAAGUCAAAGAGGUAACAAGCUCUACAAAGGGAAGGAAUAUAUGGAAGUGGAACUGUGGAAAGUGUUUUUUCGGAAGAUAAACGCGUGAUUUGAUGCAACACGGCUUUGAAAUUUGUGGUGCAAUGGUAUACCUGAGGUGUUGGAUUGAUGAUCUUGGCCUUAGCAUUUAUUAGAAAAUGAUCUGAUCUGUUUGGAGGAGCCACAUUUGUGUAUGUUUUGUAAAUAGUUUUUGACUUUUCCUCUGUUUUAGGCUAAUGGGAUUAAGGGUUUGAGUGUUGAUUGAAUUAAUGGCCAUUGCCGGUCCACAAAAUAUUUCUGUGAUUGAUCCGCGUUUCCCUGGGGACUCCCAGACUCGGACAUCCAGACAGAGGGAACACGAUGGAAGGGCAAGUGUCCGGGCAUCCUCACUCCUGCAGAUGUGGAGGGAGCUUGAGGAUGACCAUGUGAUGGGUCAUGCCCGAGAGAGAGAUGGUGAGAGAUGGCUCCAACGAAGGAGUGGUUCUUCCACUUCCAAUGUUUCGAGGGGAGAUGCUUCUGACAAUAAUGGAGAGCAGGAUGUUGUUUUAGAUAAUGGAAAUUUGGGUGAGAAUGAAUUUGGUGGAUGGUCCCCAACCCCGAGUCAUGUUGAAUCACACAACUCAAGUGAGGAUCUUGGCCUAUUUCAGAGUGAGCACUCGUCAGAUCUGGGGAUGGUUGAAAGGGAAAGANNGAGACAAAUUUUUCGUGAGUGGAUGAAUUCUGGGGUAGGUGACGAUACUUCUGCUGCUUCCCACUCAAGCAACAGUUCAAAAGCAGAAUGGCUUGGAGAAACUGAACAAGAGAGGGUUAGAAUCAUAAGGGAGUGGGUUCAGAGGAAUAGUCAGCAGAGUGCUGUUUCUGGUGACCCAAGAGAAGAACAGCCUGUUGAAGUUGCUGACCAAAUUGAACGAGUGCUUGACGGAUUGGUUGUAAAUGAGAGCCUUAUCCAGAAUGAGCCAGCUAGAAGAGGCAUACGCAAGUUAUGCGGCAGGCAAGCCUUGCUUGAUAUGCUAAAGAAAGCGGAGAGGGAAAGACACCAAGAGCUACAGGUUUUGAUGCAGCAUCACACUGUGUCAAACUUUGCACACCGCAACCGUAUUCAGUCAUUACUAAGAGGAAGAUUCUUGCGGAAUUGUGACUUGGGUGAUAAAGAAAAGCCGUCUUCAUCAGCGGCUACUGAAUUGGGCUUUCUUAGAGAGAGGCAACCUGUAUCUGGGCUGAGGGAUGAAUUUAUAUCCAAGCAGGACCGAUCUGUCUUUGGUCAAACAAGCAGUAGACACUCGGAUACCUCAUCGGAUGCUGAAAUCGAUGAUAAUAUAGGUGAACUGAUGUGCUUAAAUUCUUUAGAUUGCAUCAAUGAUGCAAAUGGGCUUUCAGAUCAAAACGGAAGAGAAGCUGAUAACCAGGGCUUGCCUGAUGGGACGACUGAUUCGGGACUUCAAAACAAUCAGAGAUCUACCAUGGAAGAAAGGGUAGCUCGUGUAGAAGUGUGGCGGGGCCAACUCUCUCAAAAUUUUGAAAGAGAAUGGCAACAGUCAGCGAGAGAGAAAUUUUUGGAAAGAAGAAAUGUUACUGAAGCAGAGCUAUUCAGCAACCAGAGGCAGGAUGAUACAGGGGAUUCAUUCUCUGAAAGCUCAGGAGAAGAACCUAGACAACACUGCCAUUAUCAUCCACAACAGUAUACGGGGUUGGCACUUGAACAGCCUCAGUGGAAUACCGAGGAAAGUGCCCCAUUGGAACAAAUAAACGAGUCAGUAAAUGUAGCUGAAAGCAUUAACCCGACUGUCUCUCUAGAGGAACAACAACAGGAAGAGGUUCUGGUAAAUGAAGAAUCAGAUUGGCAAAUAAUCAAUGAUGAAAUCGAUGGAUGGAGAGAAUAUGCUGAAGAGGAGGCAGAUACAAAUAUACCUGAGAAUUUUCUAAAUCAGUUGCCCCAAGCUUCAUCCAUGGACGUGAAUAGAGAAACUCAUGAUCUCCGAGACCUCCCUGAGAUGCAACCCAGUGAUGGUGAUCUUCAAGGAGCAAUACAAGACUGGUCGGAAGAGUCUUCUGAUCAGGACACGGUUUCAAUUGGAGGGGUUGCCAGGUUCUAUCCCCCUGACGAUGACCAUGUAUACAACAUGGAACUCAGGGAACUGCUGAGCAGGAGACGUGUGUCAAAUCUUUUGCAGAGUGGUUUCAGGGAGAGUCUUGACCAACUGAUACAAUCUUAUAUGGAAAGACAAAACCGUAACCCUGUGGACUGGGAAGAACAAGAGACUUUCCCUACUCCUGCAUCAGUGGGUCAAGAGACGAACCAGCAGGAUGAAGAUCAGAAUGGUAUUCAAGAUCUUAGAACUGUUGAGUCUCCUUUGUCUCUACCCUCUCCGAUGAUUCCUGUUCAGCCGCUCUGGGAACAUGAAAGAUCCAAUGCAAACUGGCCUUCAAAUGACUUGAAUCAGCACAUGGGGAUGGACUGGGAAUCAGCAAACGAUAUGAGGAUUGACAUGGCCAGGCUGCAGCAGAGGAUGAACAAACUGCAGAGGAUGCUGGAGGCUUGCAUGGACAUGCAACUCGAGUUACAGCAGUCAAUAAGGCAAGAGGUCUCUGCUGCGAUGAAUCGAACCCCUGGCCCGUCAGGGACAUCAGAAGAGGAGGAGAAGACAGCAUUUGAAACUAAAUGGGAGUACGCAAGGAAAGGAAUCUGCUGCAUAUGCUGCGAAAACAGCAUCGAUUCUCUGCUGUACAGGUGCGGACACAUGAAUGCGUGCCACAAGUGUGCGAGGGAGAUGGUGGAAGCCGGAGAGAAAUGCCCGAUGUGCCGAGCUCCCGUGGUGGAAGCCGUCCGUGCCUACCCCUCCCUCCUCUGAACCACACACACUCUCUCUCACACUAAAAGGUUGGUUUCAUCAGAGACUCGGAUGGAGCCCAAAGGGCCAGAGAAAAUGAUCCCCCCAAUGUCGAUUUGGAGCCCUUGCGUUUUUAUCUAUAGGGUUUUGGCAAAGAGGGUUAAACUCUGUUCCCAUUCUGC
Tarenaya hassleriana is the source of this 3150-nucleotide messenger RNA. RefSeq lists its product as uncharacterized. NCBI's taxonomy places the organism in Eukaryota, Viridiplantae, Streptophyta, Magnoliopsida, Brassicales, Cleomaceae. The transcript has 10 exons. The record is from RefSeq and is a predicted model, not a curated record. The coding region runs from base 410 to 2989 and encodes 859 amino acids.